AGAAGAGCAGCCAACAGCUCUUUAGAGUAUUCCAGAUGUGUUCCCUCAUGGAGAGAACAUUUUGCCUCUGCUGGAGCGUGAGAGGAGCUGUGUGGAUAAGGUCCUUCUGGCUUCCCUGUAAAUCUACCCCUGUGGUUGCCAGGCUGCUGUAUGGUGGCUGCAGCUCAGCUUGCAGGUGGUCACUGCAGGUGGAUCGAUGCCCCCUCACGAUCCACUGGUGUGCGCUGAGAAGUGCCCUUGCUAUAAGGACUUGUGGAGAAAUGCGAGUGCAGCGUCCCUGCGAUGCUGGCCGAGGGGGAGAGCAUGGCCGGGCCAUCGCUGUGUGCUGCCACCGCAGCGGCAGCGCCUCAGAACCUCCACACAGUGUCCGGCUUCGUAGGAAAUAAAGCCACCCAGUGCUCGUUUUCAAUCGAAAGUAUUUUGGGACUGGAGCAGAAAAAAGAGGGCAUUCCAGCUGUGAAACCUCACAGACCCUGGAUGGAUGCGUGCACCAGCUUGGUUUUAGGUGAUGACAGUAAUCCCCAUCUGCAAAUCCCUGUUGUUUGCUAUGAAAAUCCAUUAUUUCAUGCUAACAGUGAUCCAGUGCAAGAGGAAAAAGUUUGGAAAUGUGAAAAAUAUUUUUCAGUCACUGAAAGACUGUCUUUCAAACGGGAACUGAGCUGGUACAGGGGUAGAAGACCAAGAACUGCAUUCACUAGAAACCAGAUUGAAGUCUUGGAAAACGUUUUUAAAAUGAACUCGUACCCUGGCAUUGAUAUUAGAGAAGAGCUAGCUCGCAAAUUAGACUUAGAUGAAGACAGGAUCCAGAUCUGGUUCCAGAACCGUCGUGCAAAGCUGAAAAGAUCACACAGAGAAUCUCAGUUUCUAAUGGUGAAAAACACAUUCACCUCCAGCCUGUUAGAGUAGAAAGAAGGAUGGUUUGGUGUCAUAGUACUAUAGCAGAGCACGAAGAAUUAUUAAUAUCCUGUAUUAAGUAAUUAUAUAGUAAUUAUGAUUUUAUGCUCAGAUUUGAAAGUUUAUUAUAAUUUUCAUUCAAAUAAACUGUAAAUAUUCGAAGUAUUAUUACAAUCUACUUUUUGUGGAAAAAGGGAACUAUUCCUAUAUAUUUGAAUAAGUGUUUUCAAGGAAGUUUAGAUAUUUUUGCAGUUUAAAGAAAUAUAAACCCUAGGUUGUACGAGAUU
Messenger RNA from Empidonax traillii (willow flycatcher), 1181 nucleotides. It is a transcript of the gene HESX1, whose product is annotated as HESX homeobox 1. Gene Ontology annotation, cellular component: nucleus. Gene Ontology annotation, biological process: regulation of transcription by RNA polymerase II; forebrain development; pituitary gland development. Gene Ontology annotation, molecular function: RNA polymerase II cis-regulatory region sequence-specific DNA binding; DNA-binding transcription repressor activity, RNA polymerase II-specific. The transcript is spliced from 6 exons. Lineage: Eukaryota; Metazoa; Chordata; Aves; Passeriformes; Tyrannidae. The coding region runs from base 283 to 906 and encodes 207 amino acids. The record is from RefSeq and is a predicted model, not a curated record.